Molecule: messenger RNA, 611 nt
Organism: Saccostrea cuccullata (small rock oyster)
Lineage: Eukaryota; Metazoa; Mollusca; Bivalvia; Ostreida; Ostreidae
Exons: 4
Source: RefSeq, a predicted model, not a curated record
UUUAAAUGUCAAAUAAGGCAGAUGUGUUUAUUUUUCUAAGGUGCUUGGAGUUUCUUGAUUGACUUGCUAGGGGGAAAUCUAUAGUUUCAGAUAAGAUCUAGAGGUGAAUAUAAUCACAGUAUAAGAAUCCUGUGGUUUCCUUGAAUUCCUACAGCUCAUUCAGAAGACAGUCAUGGAGAAUGACGUUUCAGAAAGAUCCCCGGGCCCAUCAAAGAUUGUUCGAGGAGGAUUUGUUCUUCUGUUGAUUGCCCUUUUAUUGUACGCUAUUGCUUUACCAUCCCCAUUCUGGAUACACGGAUCUGAUGAAAAAAAUAUUACCAUUGGAAUAGAAUUAACCAAAACAAUGGAAUUUACCUUUGCCAAUAGAAAAGAAUUUUCCAGCCUGGGAAUCUGGUUUUAUUGUACAAGUGACCAUCAAACUUCGUGUACGAACUUCCUCGGUUACAACAUGAAUGGACUUAAUGGUGUUUUGUUACGGGUUCUACAGGGAGUGUCAGGCACUGUGCUGCUUUUAUUAAUAAUAGCAGUUGUCACACUGGGUAUAAAAAUGUGUCAGAGAAAAGAUAAAAACGUGGCAUUGGUAAUAAGCAUGAUCACCAAUGCUGUUGCAG